AUGGCUCCCUGGCCUGAGCUGGAAAAUGCCCAGCCUGACCCCAAUAAAUACAUGGAAGGGGACACUAGCCAGCAGUCCACCACACCCGGGAAGGGCAAGGACACUAGCCAAAAUGACAGCGGGACCCCAGUCACCAAGAUCGAGCUUCUGCCGUCCUAUUCCACCGUGGCACUGAUAGAGGAACCCACAGCAGUGGAAGACCCCUGGGACCUGCCCGAGCUCCGGGACACGGGGAUCAAGUGGUCAGAGAGAGACACCAAAGGGAAGAUUCUCUGUGUCUUCCAAGGAAUUGGGAAAUUUAUUUUGCUUCUGGCAUUUCUCUACUUCUUCGUGUGCUCGCUGGAUGUCCUCAGCAGUGCCUUCCAGCUGGUUGGAGGAAAGGUGGCCGGGCAGUUUUUCAGCAACAACUCUAUUAUGUCCAACCCCGUGGCUGGGCUGGUGAUCGGAGUGCUGGUGACUGUCCUUGUGCAGAGUUCCAGCACCUCCUCGUCCAUCAUCGUCAGCAUGGUGGCCUCCUCGUUGCUGACUGUGCGUGCCGCCAUCCCCAUCAUCAUGGGGGCCAACAUUGGGACCUCAGUCACCAACACCAUUGUGGCGCUCAUGCAGGCAGGAGACCGGAGUGAGUUCAGAAGGGCUUUUGCGGGGGCUACUGUCCAUGACUUCUUCAACUGGCUCUCUGUGUUGGUGCUCUUGCCCCUGGAGGCAGCUACCCAUUACCUGGAGAUCCUGACCAACUUGGUGGUAGAGACCUUUAACUUCAAGAAUGGAGAAGACGCCCCGGCACUUCUGAAAGUUAUCACAGAUCCCUUCACGAAACUCAUUAUCCAGCUGGAUAAGAAAGUUAUCAACCAAAUUGCAAUGAAUGAUGAAGCGGCCAAAAACAAGAGUCUGAUCAAGAUUUGGUGUGAAACUUUUACCAACGUGACUCAGAUGAAUGUCACUGUCCCCUCGCCUGAGAACUGCACCUCCCCUUCCCUUUGUUGGUCGGACGGUUCCUACACCUGGACCAUCAAGAACGUGACCUACAAGGAGAACAUUGCCAAGUGCCAGCACAUCUUUGUGAAUUCCAGCCUCCCAGAUGUUGCUGUUGGCAUAAUCCUGCUGUUAGCCUCCCUGCUGGUCCUCUGUGGCUGCCUGAUCAUGAUCGUCAAGCUCCUGGGCUCCGUGCUCCGGGGACAGGUAGCCGUUGUCAUCAAGAAGACCCUCAACACUGAUUUUCCCUUUCCUUUUGCCUGGCUGACUGGCUACCUGGCCAUCCUUGUGGGGGCAGGUAUGACCUUCAUCGUGCAGAGCAGCUCUGUGUUCACAUCUGCUAUGACCCCACUGAUUGGUAUUGGUGUGAUCACCAUUGAGAGGGCAUAUCCACUCACGCUCGGCUCCAACAUCGGCACCACCACCACCGCCAUUCUGGCCGCCUUAGCCAGCCCAGGCAAUACUCUCAGGAGCUCACUGCAGAUCGCCCUGUGCCACUUUUUCUUCAACAUCUCGGGCAUCCUGCUGUGGUACCCAAUCCCAUUCACCCGCCUGCCCAUCCGCCUGGCCAAGGGGCUGGGCAACAUCUCCGCCAAGUACCGCUGGUUUGCCAUCUUCUACCUGAUCUUCUUCUUCUUCCUGACCCCGCUGGCCGUGUUUGGCCUCUCACUGGCGGGCUGGCCGGUGCUGGUGGGCGUGGGGGCGCCCAUCAUCCUCGUGAUCCUCCUGGUGGUGGUCCUCAGGUUCCUGCAGUCCCGCUACCCGCGCAUCCUGCCCAGAAAGCUCCAGAGCUGGGACUUCCUGCCGCUGUGGAUGCACUCGCUGAAGCCCUGGGAUGAACUGAUCUUCCUGCUCACUGGCUGUUGCCAGACGCGCUGCUGCUUCUGCUGCCGGGUCUGCUGCCGCGCCUGCUGCCUGCUGUGCGGCUGCCCGGCCUGCUGCCGCUGCAGUGGGUGCUGCCGGAUCCUGGAGGAGGAGCAGGAUACGCCCAUCAAGGCCCCCAAGGCCUUUGAUAACAUGGCCAUGAGCACAGAGGCCCAGGACGGGGCCCCCAGGUCUCAGGUGGAUGGCCCGGACACAGAGGUCACCUCCAGCAGCACAGCCUUGUAG
Puma concolor (puma) is the source of this 2082-nucleotide messenger RNA. RefSeq names its product solute carrier family 34 member 2 (gene SLC34A2). Gene Ontology annotation, molecular function: sodium:phosphate symporter activity. Gene Ontology annotation, biological process: intracellular phosphate ion homeostasis; sodium-dependent phosphate transport. Lineage: Eukaryota; Metazoa; Chordata; Mammalia; Carnivora; Felidae. The record is from RefSeq and is a predicted model, not a curated record. Gene Ontology annotation, cellular component: brush border; vesicle; apical plasma membrane.